GCAACAGAGACCCACCUCGAAGUACGCCUUCUCGAUCCGCCUAUUCUUGUGCAGACACUUCGGCUAUCCCGCGUCAAAGCCAUGUGCCAAUCAUAUGGUUGGCUCUAUGCAGCUACUUGUACUCCCUUGCCUACAUCCCUUUCUACAGCAACCUGCCGCAGCUCACUCCUUCCGAGCGGUGGCGGGGCAUUAGCUUCUUCGGAAGGCUACGAGGUCUACAUCUUGUUGAUGCGUAACAGGCUUGAUAUGGUCAACAGCCUUGUAGAAGCUGCUGUAAGCCUGAUUUAUGUCUCUUUCUCUCAUGCUUUUAAUUUUGAUAUUUCAAUUUAG
Molecule: messenger RNA, 330 nt
Organism: Protopolystoma xenopodis
Lineage: Eukaryota; Metazoa; Platyhelminthes; Monogenea; Polystomatidea; Polystomatidae
Source: the annotation of a GenBank genome assembly